This is a messenger RNA of Cucumis sativus (cucumber), 1716 nucleotides long. Its product is annotated as patellin-6. The record is from RefSeq and is a predicted model, not a curated record. Gene Ontology annotation, molecular function: lipid binding. Lineage: Eukaryota; Viridiplantae; Streptophyta; Magnoliopsida; Cucurbitales; Cucurbitaceae. The transcript has 5 exons. The coding region runs from base 335 to 1687 and encodes 450 amino acids.
AUUUCAUGGGUUUUAUUUAUGUGCAAAUGAACGAAAAUUAUAAUCUUAAAAAAAAAAGAACUUCUAAAUUUGGGUGAAGAAAAUCAAUGGGUUUUGUGGUUUUGAGAAUUCGCAGCCUCUCUUCUCUGUAAAUGAUUCAACAAAAAUAUUUUAUUUUUUUCCCUUUCUUUGUUUGGGUGUUAUGAAGACCUCAAUUAUAGUUAGUAUGAUAAAUUUUUGUUAUUUUCCAUCACCAAUGAUCUCUGGCUUGUUCGGUUGUAGCUAAGGCAGCAUUCGGUUUUCCGACAACUCCCUCUCUUCGGCCGCCGGAGUCCUGGAUUUGGAAGAAGCAAGUAUGGUGGCCGAGAGAAAUGAGAAGAAGGUUUAUGAUGGGACUACUGUGGAAGCUGAUUUGCACCUUCUUUCCAUUAACAACGAUGAAGAAGGAUUUCAUCAUCUCCAUCAUCAUCUGGAAAAUUUUGGAGAAGGGGAAAUGGGGGAAUUAAAAGAAAUACAAGAAAUGGAAAAGAAGAUGAGAAAGAAAAGAAAGAAGAGAGCUUUAUUAGAAUUUCGUUGUAGAGUGGAAGAUGCAAUAAUAGGGAAUUAUCUUGUUGGGAAACCAAAAAAGAAAGAGAACAGUAAUAAAGAAAUUGGGCUUUGGGGAGUUCCAUUAUUACCAAGCAAAGGGCAUGAAGGAACAGAUGUUUUACUCCAAAAGUUCUUAAAAGCCAAACAUUACAAAGUACAUGAAGCAUUUGAAAUGCUUAGAAAGACAUUGAAAUGGAGAAAAGAAUACAAAGCUGAUGGGAUUCUUGAAGAAAAACUCGGUGGUGAUGAUCAUCAUCUUUAUAAUAUGGUUGGGUUUUUGGAAGGUAAAGAUAGGGAAGGUCAUCCAAUUUGGUUUCAUGCUAAUGGGGUUUUCAAAGAUAGAGAAAUGUAUGAAAGAAUAUUUGGUAGUGAUGAGAAAUGUGAAGAGUUGUUGAGAUGGAUGGUUCAAAAUAUGGAGAAAGGGAUUAAACAACUCAGGUUUGAGAAAGGUGGGGUUGAUUCUAUUGUUCAAAUUACUGAUUUGAAAAACUCUCCUGGUCCUGCCAUGAAAGAGUUCCGUUCUGUUAGCAAGAAAGCUCUCUUGCUUUUACAAGAUCAUUAUCCCGAACUCGUCUAUAAAAACAUAGUUAUAAACGCUCCGUUUUGGUACUACGCCAGACACAUACUUCGAUCCAAGAUUAUCAACCAUAAAACCAAGGCUAAGUUCGUGUUUGCAAGUCCAUCCAAAGUGACGAAGACACUUCUCAAGUUUAUAGCUCCGGAACAAUUACCUGUUCGAUACGGGGGGCUUAAAAGAGACGAAGAUGACGACUUCUCACCGGCUGAUAAUGCUUCAGAGCUAAGCAUAAGAGGAAACUUCGCUGCAACCAUCGAAUUCCCGGUUACUGAGGUAGGAGUGACGAUGGUGUGGGACGUGACGGUGGUGGGAUGGGAUGUGGUGUACAAAGAAGAAUUUGUGCCAGAAGAUGAAGGAUCGUACAGAAUUCAAUUGCAAAAUCAAAAGAAAGCGGGAGAGAGCCUAAGGAAUUGUUUCUACAUUAGUGAGCCUGGAAAGAUUGUGAUUACAAUUGAGAAUCCAACUUUUAACCAUAAGAAAACUGUGUACUACAGAUCAAAAGCGAAGCCCACUGUACCUAUGUACAUUUUAUUCAACAAAUAAAAACUUCGUUUUUGUUUUCUCCAUUACAA